Lactuca virosa is the source of this 1712-nucleotide messenger RNA. Lineage: Eukaryota; Viridiplantae; Streptophyta; Magnoliopsida; Asterales; Asteraceae. The record is from the annotation of a GenBank genome assembly.
ACACAAUUGAAAAAUUGUAGGAUUCGGUGAAGUCAAAUCUUAUCUAUAUGAAGCAAAAUGACGAAAAGAAAACUAUGAGUUCCUGCCUGGUAUAUGCGCCAUGGUUUACCUCAGACAGCUGGCCGGCCGGCGAUCUUCACUAGGUGGAGGUGGACGGCGGUAUGAUACUCAAUCUCUCUACGUCUCAGCGUCUAUGUGUGUAUUUGUGUAUAUUGUAUAAUAUACUAAUAUACAUACAUCAAAAUCAACGCAACUUCUUAAUCUAACACAAAGGAGCCGAAUUUUUGUCUUCGAUUCUAUCGGAAACCAACAAAACCUUCAAUCGAAAACGAUAAACCCAAUGGUACGAACAAUAUUUCCUUCUCAUAUUUGUACGAUCUUCAACGAUCAACUUCCAUAACUACCUAAUUUUUCGAGGGAAGAAAGUAUGGGGGAGAUCGAUACAGAUCAUAUCAAAUCCGUUCGAGCAUCGCUUUCGCAUUUUGGGGAGAAAUGCGGUCAGAUCAGGAGUCGGUCUAGUAGCGACGAUGAAUCAGAGAAGGUGAAAGAUCUUGAAGUUGUCCUACAAGAUUUGGCUAAUUGCAAAGUUCAACUAGAAGCCAUGGAUUCUGCCCAUAAGCAAGCCCUUCUUAACAAAGAUCACCACGAAAAAACCGUUGACGAGCUCUCAAUGCUAUUGAAUACCUCGGAAUUCGAAAAAGAUAUAUACAUCAACGAAUGCAAGGAAGCAAAAAUUCGUGUAUCAGAACUCCAUUCCAAGAUCCAAAUUAUGGCCGAUGAGUUGAGCGACUUAAAAUCAACACGAGAUCAGCUUCUUACAGUCGAGAAACAACUCGUGGCUGCCACCGAUGAUAAACUCGAGGCCAUCAAACACACAAAUGCGCUCAAUGACACCAUUCUCAGUUUACAAGUUUCGUCCAUGGAGGCAGAGAGCGCGAAGAUAGAGGCUGAAAAACAUAUCGAGUUAUUAGAGAGCGAGUUGACUCAGUUGAAGCUGGAAAUCAGAGGUGAGUUAGACACGGUUAAAACCGAUUUGGAAGAGAUGUGUAACAAAGAGAACGAAGCACAAGUCGAAAUAGCCUUGUUGAAGGCCGAGCUUCAUAAAGGGAGAUCCAAAACCGCAGCUGCGGAGGCUUCCGAGUUACGAGCUAAAGGCGAAAAAUCCGCUGCUUAUUUUACUCUUCAGGAAAUGGCGAUUGAGAACCAAGAACUGAAGAAAGAAAACGAAAGUUUACAAUCGGAACUUCCAAAUUCUGACCAUGAGAUCACGAUUUCGUUGGAAGAAUACGAGAUGUUGGUGAAGAAAGCGGAGGAAGCUAAAUUUGAACCGGAAAUGGAGAAUUUGAAGAAAGAUUUGGAGAGUGCGAUGGCGAGAGUGAGCGAGUUUAGGACAAGAGCCGAACAGGCGGCAACGAGGGCGGAGGUGGCGGAGGAGGCAAAAGCGGCGGUGGAAGAGCAAAUAAAGAGAUUGAAAGAACAGAAGCAAAGGCGGAGGGCGGCUAUGGCAGCACUCCGUGCGGAAUCAAUGUCGAAAUCGAGUCGUAGUUUCGAGUAUCAUGAUGAUAUUGAUAACCCUAAAACAUACAUGCCAUUAGGUACGUUUCUCAAAAUGAAAUUCUAGUUCAGGACUAACUUAAAUUGAAACAUAUCUUGAAUUUUAUGUAAUGAAUUACAUUAUAUUUAACCAAAAUAAACGAUAAUAUUUACCAGGC